ACCUUACAAAAAAAAAUCUCACAGCCUUUCUUUCCAUUUCCCGCUCCGAAACCAGAGCUCUAAAAAUACUUAAAACCCUCACUCACUCACUCACUCGCUCAAAGUGCUGAAAUCUCUUAGGGUUUCGUUUCGUUUUUUUUUUUCGGCGUUUCGAAGUUUCGAAACCACAUGAAAUCGGCGUUGCGUGAUGGUUUUACUCUGUCGAGUGCACUGAGCUCGCAUCAGAGAAUGGCUGCCUUUGGAGCUCUCUCGCUGUGUCCGUACAGCCUCUUGUGCCGUCCGAAGUAUACGACGAAACGUUUCGUUUCGUGCUCGCUUGGUUCUCAUACUAGUAGUAUAGAUACACGUAGAUCUAAAGUACCGCGUAAAAGAUCGGGAAAGAUGGAUGGGCCAAGGAAAAGUAUGGAAGACUCGGUUCAGCGCAAGAUGGAACAAUUUUAUGAGGGGUCUGAUGGCCCACCCCUCCGUGUUCUUCCAAUUGGUGGCCUGGGUGAAAUUGGGAUGAAUUGCAUGCUUGUGGGUAAUUAUGAUCGAUACAUACUGAUUGAUGCUGGUGUCAUGUUUCCAGACUAUGAUGAACUUGGAGUCCAAAAAAUUGUACCUGAUACCACAUUUAUCAAAAGAUGGAGUCACAAAAUUGAAGCAGUUGUUAUAACACAUGGCCAUGAAGAUCACAUUGGUGCGUUGCCUUGGGUAAUUCCAGCUUUGGAUUCUCGUACACCGAUAUUUGCAUCUUCCUUUACAAUGGAGCUUAUUAAAAAGCGUUUAAAGGAGAACGGGAUUUUUGUUCCUUCUAGACUUAGGGUAUUUAGAACACGGAGGAAGUUUGUGGCUGGCCCAUUUGAAAUAGAGCCUAUCAGGGUUACCCAUUCCAUUCCUGAUUGCUGUGGAUUAGUUCUUCGCUGCGCUGAUGGUACGAUUCUUCAUACUGGGGACUGGAAGAUUGAUGAAACACCGUUGGAUGGUAAAGUUUUUGAUCGUGAAGCUUUAGAGGAACUUUCAAAAGAAGGAGUAACAUUGAUGAUGAGUGACUCAACAAAUAUUCUCUCACCUGGAAGGACAAUUAGCGAAUCUGUCGUGGCUAAUUCAUUGUUGAGGCGUAUUUCUGAAGCUAAGGGAAGGGUAAUUACAACUCAGUUUGCAUCAAAUAUACACCGCCUUGGAAGUGUGAAAGCUGCUGCUGAUUUAACUGGCAGAAAAUUGCUUUUCACCACCAUUGACGCCAAAGAAGAUCCACGAAAAAGCCAACCCGACGCCGUCCUCAUCUCCACGAAAAAGCCAAACCCACGCCGUCUCAUCUCCAUUGACGCCAAAGAAGAUCCACGGCUGGGCUUGACGGUCGUCGUAUGUCAUCUCCACCGUCAACAUUCGAAGAUCGAGCCAGAGAUCGAGCUUUUGUCGCCGCCGACCCAUCACUCGAAGAUCCAGAUGGCAGACACAAUGCAUGACGAUCUUGAUGAUGGCCUUCGGUUCCGAAAUUGUAAUUGUUUCUGUGGCUUGAAAGCAAGUGUGAAGAUUUCAGAUAAACGAAAUGAGAGCCGGUACAGGCUUUUCCAAUGUUGCCCAAAGGACACAUGUCGGUUUUUUCAAUGGUGUAUUCCCUUGAAGACGCCAGUGUCAUAUGCGGAUGAUUUCCAGCAACUACAAGAAGAGCUAUGUGUAUUGCGAGAGGAAUUGAGGGUCAUACAUGACAAGGUCCACCCCUCAGACCAACCGAAGAAAAUGGUGAAGCUUAGGUUCAUUGCUUGGUGUUUGUUUUUCACUGUGCUUGCAGUACUGCUAAGUAUGACGAUGUUGUAAACCACAUUGUUAUGAUGAUGUGUUAAUUCCUACUAUGUAAUCAUAUUAUCUUAUUAUGUACUACUAACUCCUUUUGAACUUGAUGUACUGUGUAAUAUUUUUAGACAAU
Molecule: messenger RNA, 1909 nt
Organism: Quercus lobata
Lineage: Eukaryota; Viridiplantae; Streptophyta; Magnoliopsida; Fagales; Fagaceae
Product: ribonuclease J-like
Exons: 9
Coding region: 169-1800 (543 amino acids)
Molecular function (GO): zinc ion binding
Source: RefSeq, a predicted model, not a curated record